Messenger RNA from Pimephales promelas (fathead minnow), 3906 nucleotides. RefSeq names its product leucine rich repeat containing 38b (gene lrrc38b). Gene Ontology annotation, molecular function: transmembrane transporter binding; voltage-gated potassium channel activity; potassium channel activator activity. The record is from RefSeq and is a predicted model, not a curated record. Gene Ontology annotation, cellular component: voltage-gated potassium channel complex. NCBI's taxonomy places the organism in Eukaryota, Metazoa, Chordata, Actinopteri, Cypriniformes, Leuciscidae.
UUUUAAAUGCUUAUUUAUUCACAAAUUGUUUACACGAUCAGACAUGUUUCACUGAAGUAAGUUCAAUACUGUCAAAAAUAUAAGGGCAUAAAUAUCAAUGACAAAAAAUGGAUUUCUCAAAUCUCUUAUAUCUUAUAUAUUAAAGUUUGGUAGUUCAAACAGUCAAUUCUACAGUUAAUUUUAUUUAUAUACAGACAAACAUACAUGUAUUCACAUGCAAUAUACUUUUUUUUCUAUAUGAAACCCUGGGACACGUCUCUUUCAAAUGCACUAUUACUGAUAUGUUUGUGACCCCAUUUUGGCAUGUUACACCUGUCCUUUACAAUUCAUGUCAUUUCCUGGUUUACUUUGUGUCGUGACUGAAGUCUGCUCUCCUAAUUCCAUUUACCUGUCUGGAGAUGUUGAAGGAGCUUAUGAGUGUCUUAUGCUGUCCUCGCUGUCCUUUACUUUAAGCAGCAAUGAUUGAGUGAACUGCCGGCGAGAGCUAAAUGAAUGAAGACGUGCCCUUUCCUUCCUAGAAAUUUCCCUAAUUAACUUUGGCACUGAUGUUUGCUUAAAAAUAACAACAACAACAACAACAAAAAAAACUCUGGGAUUGAUUUGAAAUCGAUUUCUGCCAUAUGAAGGUCAAGUCUAGAGAAUUACUAAAAUCUGUUUUCUGGGUCCAAAUUCUUUUCUGAUUUAUCGACAGAACAAUAGAAUAGAUUUUUAUAAUGUGUAGGAAACUAUACAAUGAUACAAGAGCGCAGGAACACAAUUGCAUGUAAAACCUGUUGCAAUUGUGUGACCAUUUAUCUUACUAGGAAAUGACAUCACGUGUUGAGUGCAUGGUGCCUCAACAUCCCUCCAUAUUAAACGGCAAAGACAACACAGGAGGACAAAAGCAGUGGAGUCCAUGAGCCAGCAUGCUGAUAGACUUCCCCCGUUCCCCACGCCUGUCUCUAAUCUGCAUGCAGACGACUUCUAUGUGGAUAUUUGGAUUUCCUCACCAUAGCAACAGAGCUGCAAAACCGUGCUGUACAACCUCUCAUCAGACACAGUCGUGCCUUGGAAUCGCACGGCACGCGGGAGCCAGACAAAAGGGAGAUAAGAAGAGGAAAGGGAAGGGAAGAGCAUACCGCUGCCCUGCACCUAAUUCUCUGUGGGAAUUCUCCUCAUUAGGACCAUGACAGCUCAGUUACAAUCGCUCCAAAGUGCCAAGGGUCAUGAUAACAGCCGGCGGUUGAGCAUUAAUUCCUGCGCUCAGCUCAGAGACAAAUGGAGGGAUGCAAAAAUGUCACUCUUUUCUCACCAUGACAGAGCCUCUCUAUGCUGAAUCCUUUUGCGUCGGACUUCGAUCGAGCGCGGGUUAACUGCGAGAGAGCGGCUGGAAGAUUUACCCCCCCCCCACCCCACCUCCUCUCCUCUUCCACGUUGCCAAUCUGUCCGUGCCUCUGAUUUUCCACUCAUUCUGCCUCUCUGGUCUCUGUUUACCUCUGUCUGCAGAUUUCUCCACCCCUUUCUCUCAGUCUCUCAUGUUUUCGUGCUCCCUCCCACUGCUCGCUAUCUCUCCUCCCCUCGUGCCUUCAAAGCCAGCAGUCUGCUCAUCACUCCAGGGCUGCAUGCUACAUGAUCUCUUGGAAAACAGCGUCCUCGUCUUGCUCGAGCUGCUUCAUGUGCAAGCCUUAAGAUUUCUUGCCCAGGACAGCAGGAUGCUCCUGCGCUGGCACUGAUUCCACUAUUUCUUUUCUCGAUUUCCCCUUCCCCUCCCCUUUCCUAAUCUCCUGCCCUCUGACCCUGUUCCCCUUCACCCCAGAACCCUAUUCCCUCUCUUUCCCCCUUCUUUCUUGACCAUGUUGCCAUGUGUCUACCGGCUCCAGCCUGUCCUUGCCUUGCUCUCCUUCACUUUGUUGACUCAAGGGGAUAAUUGCCCAGCCACCUGCCUUUGCCCAGACCCUCACACUGUGGACUGUAGCGGCCGUGGACUUACCCGUCUUCCGGACGAGAUCCCCUUGGACGUGCGGAGGCUACUGUUGGCGGACAACUGGAUCCCACGGAUUCCUUCGGACUUCCUAGUGCUCUACAGUGACCUGGUCUACCUGGACCUCCGCAACAACUCACUCUCACACUUUGAGCCGGGCACCCUCAGCACUUCUUCCAGGCUGGUUUUCCUGGAUCUCGGCAGCAACAACCUGACCGAGAUCCCCAAAGGGACUUUUGGAGAGUCGAGGAGCCUAAUUAAGUUGCGCUUGGGCAACAACCCGUACCUGAGCAUGGUAAAUGAAGAUGCUUUCAUGGGUCUCACCUCCUUGCGUGAACUAGAACUAGAACGCAAUGCCCUUUCCGGGCUACAGGUGAGCGCCCUGAGCCAGCUGCCCUCGCUCCGGGUGGUUAGGUUAGAGGGCAACCCUUGGGUGUGCAACUGCAACUUUGCCAACCUAUUUACCUGGCUGGUGGAAAACAGUCACAAGCUUCCCAAUGGUAUAGAGGGAAUGGAGUGCUCUUUACCCACUGAUGGACGCCGUGUGCCUCUCAGCCAGCUCUCCCAGGACAGUUUUCGGGAGUGCCAGAUCACCCUCACCCUCACCGAUUUCUUCAUCAUCAUCUUCUCGGGCAUCUCCGUCUCGGUGGCUGCCAUCAUGGCCAGCUUCUUCCUGGCAUCCACCGUCCACUGUUUUCAGCGCUGGAGCAAGGGCACUAAAGGGGACGAGGAGGAGAGUGAAGAAUGAAGAGGGAGCCGAACGACCUUCGAUAUGAUUCAGAGCUGCAUGUUCUUGACAGAGUCCCAAGCAAACAGCGUGACUGAACAGACACCAGGUAGAACUUGAGCAGAGAUAGCCUGAUUGAUAGUGGCUAGUACGGAUGCAGUACCCUCAGAAUCAAAGGAUUUUUGGUAUGAAAGUAAGCCUUAGUAUGCAAACUUCCAGGGAUUUACGUGUUGAAGGAAAUUCUUUGAGAUCCUGUCCCGCAAUAGAAUUCUCAGUGUUAUUGUCCGUAGACUUUCCCUCAUGUGGUCAAUAUAAAGUUAACAAAUUUCAGCUGUGAUAAUUGUUGAUUGUGCCAAAUUAGCACAACGGUUCAGACGAGCACUGAUGAAACGGCUAGACGAAGUCAUGCAAUGGGAGUCAGAAGUCAAACGAUCCAGCUUUAUACAGCCAAGUAUGUGUGAUGGAAGCCAUUUUCUUUCCAUUUUGAAAGGAUGGGGGGAAAUAACAUGAGCUUAGAGAGAUUUUAGAAAGCAUUACCUGAAAUGGAAUAGAGCUUAAUGUGAAUAGCCGUGUCAAAUGCCGCACUUUAAAAUGGUUCUAGCUAACUAACUCCUGCCCUCAAAGCACCGGGUAUUCUGGUUCAGCCCAGAUCUGCCAAAGAACGCUUUCGACUGAGGGACUGAGGUUAAUGUGUUUUGAAAUAUAGAUUUAUUUUUCUUUAAAGAGAAUCUGUAAUCUUAGCAAGAUUACAUUUAUUUAGCCUAAUUAUGGUACUACUCACAUAUUUACCCUUAAUGUGACUAAAGACAAUAUUUAUGGGAUAAAAAUAACUGCAUACUACAAAUGUCAUUGUAUUAUUCAUGUCUUAAAGGUAUAUUUGAAAAAGGCAUACAGUGGGCCUAAACAGUAUUUGGAUAUUUAAGUCAAACUUCUAUAUUGCAAUUGCAAGAUUAAACCAAGCAAAGCACGCACAAAAACAACAAACAAAAGAUUUGUGAUUGGUUUACAUAAAAAUGAAUGAAUAAUUAAAAAUGCCUUAUAUUAUGUAUUUGUAUGUUAAUGAAUAAUUCAAUUUUAAUGUAUAUUGAAGAAAAAAAUGCUUUGAGACUGUUUUGUGAAAAAAAGCAAUUGCAGAAAAGGGAAGUAUGUUUAAGUAGCUACAGCAUCCUUUCCUUUCAGAAUUCGUAAGUGUGACUUAAGUGUCCAAAUAUGUUUUGAG